AUGACUAACCUUGAACAAUGGUACUUUUCCAUUCCGGUGAUAACAAGAACAUUUCUCACCCUCUCAACAAUUACUAGCUUUGCUGUUACUUUUGAUUUACUAAAUCCCUUGCAAUUAUAUUUAAAUUUCCAAAAUGUAUUUUUCCAAUAUCAGUUCUGGCGACUUGCUACUAAUUUUCUAUUCUUUGAUCGAUUUAGUAUUAAUUUUAUAUUACAUUUGUAUUUUCUGUACUUUUAUUGUAGAAGAUUGGAAGAACAUUCAUUCCAUAGAAAAACUGGAGACUUCUUUUACUUGAUUUUAUUCGGAUGUGUGAUGAUGCUUUGCAUUUCACCUCUUCUUCAACUUCCGUUCAUGAGUCAUGCACUUGUUAUAAUGUUACUUUAUAUUUGGAGUAGAAGAAAUCCACAUGAACAAUUUCGUAUUUAUGGAAUUUUCACUGUUGGAGCAGGAUAUUUGGCUUGGGUUUUAUUAGGAGUUGGAUUAUUGAUGGGAAUGAGUCCUGUUGUGGAUUUGGUAGGAAUUGCAGUUGGACAUAUUUACUUUUAUCUCAAAGAUGUUAUACCAGGUGAAUUUGAUGGAGUUGAUCCACUUAAAACUCCUCUUUUAAUUUCUAAAUUAUUCCCAGGUGAUCAUGAUCUUCAAGCACAUCCUCCAGUUUAUCGUGAUCCUCAAGACUUUUUUGAUGUUGAUCAAAAUGAAGAAGAGGAAAGAAUGAGAGAACACCAAGCUGAUCUCAGAGAAGAAAAUAAUCAACCUGUUGAAGAAAUUAAGGAAGAUGAUGUCAAUAUUGCUGACCAAGAUGUAAAUAUUUCAGAAUCUCUUCAUAAGAGAAAUAGAGCUGAUGAAAGCACAAAUGUAGAAUAA
Messenger RNA from Naegleria gruberi, 864 nucleotides. RefSeq lists its product as uncharacterized. Bases 1 to 864 code for a protein of 287 amino acids. NCBI's taxonomy places the organism in Eukaryota, Heterolobosea, Eutetramitea, Acrasida, Naegleriidae. Gene Ontology annotation, biological process: endoplasmic reticulum unfolded protein response. The record is from RefSeq and is a predicted model, not a curated record. Gene Ontology annotation, molecular function: misfolded protein binding; ubiquitin-specific protease binding. The transcript is spliced from 2 exons. Gene Ontology annotation, cellular component: endoplasmic reticulum membrane; Hrd1p ubiquitin ligase ERAD-L complex.